AUGCCCGAUAAAACGCUCAAGGUUGUGACGUACGCUGCUGGCGCCUCACUCGCUGCUAUUACCCUCAUCUAUGUAUUUGCGCCCACUUACUUCCUCGAUAACCAUGAUCCGAACUCGGUCAGCGGGGCGUUCUCAGGCCGCAAGAAGGGGGCCGUAGGGCUUUCGAACACCGCCAAUGAUUGUUUCAUCAAUUCAGUCCUCCAAGCCCUCGCCGGUCUCGGCGACCUCCGACUUUACUUAAUACGAGAGGUGCAUCGCCGGAACCUCGACGAGCAAUCGAUAUACACCCAGAUUGUUCCCGCCGAUGUUCGAGCCCAGGUCGAGUCUGACCACGCGCUUCCUCCCCUGUUGAAGGACACACCGGAGUGGAAGUUGCAGGGGUUACAAACGGGCAGUGUCACAAAGGGGCUCAAGGGCAUACUGGAUGCAUUGAAUGAGCGCCCAAUAAACAGAAAAACCAUAUCUGCUGCACCUUUUCUACGAGUCCUUGAACAAUCGUUCCGUCAGCGCAUUAGCCGGCAGCAGCAGGAUGCACAGGAAUUCCUACAAGUAGUGGCCGAGAGGCUUUGCGACGAGUAUCAUGCUGGGCAUAGGGCUCGUUUGCUCGCCACGUGCAGAGAGCGAGGCCUGGGCGAUGAUGCCCCAUUCAACCCCCCGAAGACUCCGAACAACACCGUGGCUGCUGAAUCGCCACGACCAUCCAGCAACGACCACGGCCAGAUAGCCGGCGUAGUGCUCGGUGGUGCCGGGCAUGGUGGCGCCAGCGCGGAGAAGCCGAAUACGGAGGAGCAAGAGGAAGGGUUUCCGUUAGAGGGCAAGUUUGAAUCCCAGAUCGAGUGUUUGACUUGUGGGUUCAAGCCACGGCCCACGGUAUCCCCCUUCUGCACCUUGACACUCAACGUACCCCAGGUGGCAUCCUCGACGCUUGGAGCGUGUUUUGAUAGCAUGUUUAAGACCGAGUAUAUCGAUGACUUCAAGUGCGAAAAAUGCCGUCUGUUACACGCCCUAGCCAUCUUCGAGAGACAGACGCGGUCAGCGUCCGCCACAGAUCGGUCGAGAGCGGAAGAGGCCGUGACGAAGCUCCAACUUGCUAUCGCCGUGGAUCCGGAGAAACCACCGGAAGGCAUCGAGCUCCCCGAUCCGCACUCCGUUCCGAGGUGUAGGAUCGCACGGCACACCCGCAUGACCGAAUUCCCCAAGAUCCUGGCGGUUCACCUUUCAAGGUCGAUCUUUGAUGCGAGUCACUCGUCGUUGAAGAAUUCGGCCAGGGUUGUUUUUCCCGAGAAGCUUCCGCUAGGUGGCCUGCUUCAGCAGCGCAAGUACACGCUUCUUGGUGUUGUCACACAUAAAGGAAGCCACAACAGCGGCCAUUACGAAUCAUUCCGGAGGCAAAAUAUGUACCCGCCCUUUUCCAACCCAAGCACGUUCCAAGAGUCGCCUGCUUAUAGCAGACGGCCUAGUCCCGCUCCCACCCCGGGACGCCGAAGCCAGAGCCCGCUUCUAAGUGACCCCAGUUCCUCACCAGCACAGGGACCGACUGAUCAAGUCACCAACCUUUCGCCCUUGUCCCCGGCGCUCUCUCGUCGCCUCCUUGGCACCACAACAAUAAGCGCUGACAGCUCGCCGUCGAUGGGGGCAUCGCCGCGUUCUAGCAGCUCCGGCCCGGCUCCCUCCGCCUCGCUCGACGCCAUCCAAAUAUCACCGGCCAGCGGUGGGAAGAACCAACACCCCUUGACGCCCCCUACCCAACCCACCAUUUCCACGUCUGGGGUCAAGGCUAAAGCCAAGGCCAGGCAGCAGAAGCAGCAGAGGUCCCGGUGGUGGCGUAUCAGCGACGACAAGAUCAAGGAAGCUACCACGCGUGACGUAUUGGGCAUGCAACGCGAGGUGUACUUGUUGUUUUAUGAGAUAAUACGGUCGUAG
Messenger RNA from Dichotomopilus funicola, 1923 nucleotides. RefSeq lists its product as uncharacterized. The transcript has a single exon. Lineage: Eukaryota; Fungi; Ascomycota; Sordariomycetes; Sordariales; Chaetomiaceae. Gene Ontology annotation, cellular component: cytosol; nucleus. Gene Ontology annotation, molecular function: cysteine-type deubiquitinase activity. Gene Ontology annotation, biological process: protein deubiquitination. The record is from RefSeq and is a predicted model, not a curated record. Bases 1 to 1923 code for a protein of 640 amino acids.